Molecule: messenger RNA, 1611 nt
Organism: Hansenula anomala
Lineage: Eukaryota; Fungi; Ascomycota; Saccharomycetes; Phaffomycetales; Wickerhamomycetaceae
Exons: 1
Coding region: 1-1611 (536 amino acids)
Source: RefSeq, a predicted model, not a curated record
AUGAUCAUCUUUGCUUGGUUCUGCUUCUACUUGUUUCCUGUUGGUCAUGGUUUCAGCAUUAAUCCAUUUGAUACACGAUCAGUUAGCGCCCGAGUUUUCGGCUCAUUGACAGAUUUGAAUGAAUUCAUAGGAGAUGAUGAGGGCUUCCACUAUUUGAGAGAACAUACAGAAGUGCUUGAUGCUGGUAAGGAUCCUCAGAUGGAAGCUGGUCUUCAAAUGAUGAUUUCUCAUUAUGAUGAGCCCGAGGUGCGUCAAGAGUUGGAAGAUAUGUCCUGGCAAUCAUUGGAUGUUGAGUUGGAGAUUUUGAAUGACAAGUUGGAAACGAUUUACCAAAGAUUAUUAGAGUUCUCAAAGAUAUUGGUUAGUUUGACAGAUGAGGAUUUUUUCGAAAUGGGUGAUAAAUUGCUUGCUAAUAAAGAGUAUUACGAUAAAAUCAUGAGGGAUGAGGUUGAUCCAUUGUCAUUUUUCCAAGAUUGGGUGCAGGCCAAAAGUGCUGAUGACGAUGAACUGAUUACUGUGAUGUCAAUUGAUCAAAUAGAAGUUCUUGAAGAUGUGCUUAUUGCUGAAGAUGGUGUAAAAUACUGGGAUCCUGAUGCAAGCUACGAAAUGAUUGAGAAAUAUAUGGUAAAAGAAACAGCUGAAACAAAACUUGAAGAGUUGUUUGAAGCCACCGGUAUUUUGAAACUUAUCAAAAAGACCAUCAAAAAGAUCAAGUUGUUCUUUUCAUUGUUGUUAAAGUUGUUCAAACUCGCCAAAGUUUUGAAAUUAAAGGAGAUUAAAACUUGUUUGAAAAUAAUGAAGACUAUUGAAAAGAUCAAAAAGUGUCUAAUGUUGAUCAAAUCAGUCUUGAUCAAAAAAAUUAAAAAAUUUAUUAAAGGGUUCCCAUUCAAUGUUUUAUACAAGAUCAAGAUGGUUAUUCUAUUGAUCCUAAAGAUAAUCAAAAAGAUUCUCUGGGAAAUUAAAUACAUUAUUAUGGAGCUAUUGAUAAAACUAUAUUACUUUUUGAAGAAACUUAAAAGGGUCCCAAUUGUUUUGAAGAUUUAUAUCAAACAAGAGAUUUACGAAAGAUUAGGCGGUGAAGAUCAUGAUCAACAAGAAGCUUGGGAUGAUUUCGGUGAAUGGGAUGAUCAAGUAAAUGAAGAAUGGAGGGAAUACAAUGAUAUUGAAACUGUGUAUGAUGAUGGUUUACAAUAUGCAAUUGGUUCAGGACAUAAGCCAAAAGAGUUGGAUAUGCUUUUUAAGAAAUCUUUCACAGCACAGGAAUAUAGUGAGCUAGAAAGAGAUGAUUUCAAUCAUGAAGUUAUCUACGCGUUUGAAGAUAUAGAAGACUCAAUUUUAGAAAAGCGUGAUGUAUUUGAACAUACGUUGAACUAUGAAACUCUUGAUAAUGAAACUUUUAACGUUACAGUGCCUAGUUUCAACAUGUCUUUAGGGUCAGAUUUCUUGGAGAAAUUGAAGGAUAUCAAUGUUGUUGUGAUUCAUGAAAACAAAACCGACCAAGCCCUUAAAGAACCUGCUGCUGAAUCUUCAAGUGGUACUAUCAAUUAUGGGUACUGGUUGAUGUAUGCCCUACCUGGAUUAUGGGUCUUUUUUACCCAAGUUUUUAACUAG